AUGGGUGUUCAGCUUGGAACUUCUGAACAUCCUCGAAAGUAUGCCAUCCGAAUGCAUGAAGCGCAUGCAGAAGAGUCCACUCGAAACCGCGUCUCCUGUGAGGAGAUGCAGAAGGACACCCAGCCUCCAGCCAUUGAGUCCAUCAAUGAAGAUGUCUGCGCGCCACUUGAUAUUCUGUCACGUCGCAUCUUCGACCGCACUCGGGUUCACAAUUACAGAGGGAGGUUUGAUCCUCGCGUCCACACUCUCGAGCACUCACUUGGGCAAUUUUAUUGGUCUUAUAUCGGAGCAAUGAAGCACGAAGUCUACACUCACCCGAAUUGGGAGUUUGAAUGCGCCCAACUUCGUCAAGUUUCCACAAAGUACUGGUGUGCAUGGGACACCUUAACGGAUGAGAUGAAGAAGCAGUACAAAGCCAAUGAGCGUGCUGUAUUGUUUGAGAUUCUUCAGAUUGCUGCGGUCGUCGUGAGUACCACGAACGCAACAACGUCGCCAUUCAUGGCCGCCGCACUUGGAAUGCAUAUCGUGGGCAUUCUUCUUGAUGAAGCAGCAGCCGAGUGCGAUGAUAACACCUUUCCGGUACUCGCAAUUCGUUAUACCGAAAACCAGUUUGUUAUCAUGGUGGGUGACAGUCAUCAAUUGUCACCAAAGAUCUCCACACCCAACCAGGAAUCUUCAUUUAAGCGAGAAUUGACGACGCCGCUGUUCACUCGUCUCAUCAAGGUCGGCUUCUCGGUAGGUGAGAUCUACAAGCAAUCACGCAUAGUCCCAGACAUUGUCAAUUGGUUAGCGAGAUGGCCUACAAUUCGAAGUUCGCCUCCACGCCGGAAGCUGCGUAUGAAACCCGCAAACCCGCGAUACAAUUUCGCAAAACUAUCCAGGGUUGUUAUACGAUCGAGAAGGCCAGCAGCGUCUAUUUCCUCGACCAUCCUAAGGGUGGAUGGAAUUACACGGGAGUCACAGUACUGGAUCGAAGUACAAUCGAUUUACACGAUGACGACCAGCAGGAUGAUCCAAGAAUUGCUAAAGAUCAAGAGUUAG
Exophiala spinifera is the source of this 1041-nucleotide messenger RNA. RefSeq lists its product as uncharacterized. Lineage: Eukaryota; Fungi; Ascomycota; Eurotiomycetes; Chaetothyriales; Herpotrichiellaceae. The record is from RefSeq and is a predicted model, not a curated record. The transcript has a single exon. Bases 1 to 1041 code for a protein of 346 amino acids.